AAUAUCAUUUUAACAUCAGCUGACUUAACAGAUAAUAUAUAUGUAUAUAUAUUGUACGCGUCUCAUCUCAUGCGCAUACGCAGAGGUUUAGCUUAACCUAACCUUAGUUUAUAUCGGUUUAUCGGCAUGAUGUGCACGUGUAUGGUACAGGAAAACAUGUAAAAUAUGUUUAUUUCAUAUAGCUAAAUGAAAUAAUUAGUUUUACGAUUAGUAUAAAUUAUUAAAAAUCUCACAUUAAAAAAUUAAGUGACUUAAUUGGAUAACAUGGGUAAAAAUCAUAGACAUCAAAAACAAUUAAAAUCUGAAAAAGCAAAAGUAAAAUUAAAAACCAAAGGAUCUCAAUCACUGCCAAAAGGUUUGAACAUCACAGAUGCGAGCUUUAAGACAAAAAAAAUUAUAAUUCGUGAACAAUUAAAGCAACAAGAUGAAACUCAAAUUCUUAGUCGAAGGAAACUUAACAUCAAGGAUCUUUUAACAAGGCUACAGCAUUAUAAUUCAUCUAUUCGUCAAGAUGCCAUCAGAGAAUUAAAAGAAAUAAUAUCUAGAAAUUCUGUUGAUGUUCUGAAUAUUCAACUGAAUAUAUUAUUUAAAGGCAUUACAAUCUUAGUGCUUGACAAAGAAAAAGCUAUUAGGCGAGAAUCUUUAAAAGCUUUAAGUUUUAUUUUGGCUUCCAUUUCUAAAGAUCAGUUACUUCCUUUCUGUGACAUUUUAAUUUCAUAUUUGACCUGUGCAAUGACACACAUUGAUCAGAAUAUAAUGGAAGAUUCUUUGCUAUUUUUAGAUAUUUUGUUACAAUAUUGCAGUGUUCCUCUUGCUAAUAAUAGCCAUAAAAUUCUCUUAUAUUUCUUGGAUAUGAUUUCCAAGCUUCGAUCUCAAGCACAACCAGGAAGGCAGUUGACAACUAAUCUUAAUACAAAAAGUACUUGUAUGAAAUGGAGAAUCAAGGUCUUAAAUAGUUUGGAGAAAUUUUUAUCAGCUAUAGUGUAUCAUCAGAAAUAUUUAUCCAUUAACUCGUCAGUCUGUCCUUCAAAAAUUUAUUAUAUAAAAGAUGAAGAUGUUUGUUGUCCAAUUUAUUCACCAAUCAGUUUACAAAUUUGUUCUAUGGAUUUUAAAAGAGAUGAAUUUCAAAAUUCAAAUGACAAAUCAUUAAACACAUAUACCUUACAAAGGUAUAUUGAUUCUUUAAUGCCUCUGAUGUUUGAUAGUUGGUUAGAAGCUAGUCCCAAGAGCUCAAAUUCCACAAAUGUGCAACUUUUUAUAUCCGCAGAAGCAGCAUAUCUUCUGAAGUGCAUUACUAGUAUAAUCCAGUCCAUAAUUGAAUACAUAAAACUACUUGAAAAUGAAAAUGGAACUUCUGUAUUAAGUAUUUGGUUUAGAGAUAACUUUCAAAGUGCUUUUAUAAAAAUUUUUUUGCAUGAAUUCCCUUACAUACAACAAAAAUAUAAUUCAAGAACAAAAAGGUCAGGAGAUGAAUUUGCAAGUCAGUCUUUAGUUCAUUGUCUGGAACAAAACUUAACUUUGUGUUAUAUUUACAUUUGGUUCACAACUAUUUCUAACAAUACAGUAAUACGUAGUAAUAAGAAAAAUGCAAAAAUUGAUUUCUGUAACGAAAUAAUGCAAUUUCUAACAGAUAAACUUGAAAAUUGGUCUAAUAAUGAAGCAUUUGCAGUUGGAAGCAUGGUUAAAGUUUUAAAUAUUCUAUUUCUGCAAGCAAGUGCGAUAUGGUAUAGAAAUAAAAUAUACCUUGGAAAGGUCUUGAAAAGCAGUAUUGAUACAUAUCUAAACAAAACAAAAAAAGAUUUACAAAAACAUUUAUUUGCAAUUCUUAAAAAUAUUGUAAUGGAUCACACUUUACGGCAUCUGCAUGAAGAAGAAGUCUUCAAAGAAUUCAUUAAAACACUGCCAGCAUUACUGUUAAAAGAUACAAUCCAUGAAAGCACAAUAUGUAUGCUGAACAAAGUUGUAUUACAAUAUAGGCAGUGGUUACAAAAAGAGUUAGAAGAAAAUUACGAUGCAAUAAUUGAAAACGCUAAGAAAAUUCAAAUACUUGAAUCUGGGAAUGAAUCAGACUCACGGUUAAUGAUAUGCAAUUUGUUCUACUUCAUGCAUGGACAGGUUUAUUAUUGAUAAAACAAUGAAAACUCAGUCAAGGCUUGUACAACUUUGGUUUGAUCUUUUGUUGGAUAAUAUAUUCUACUACAAAGGAUUCAAAAGCGAAACAAAUCAGAAAGUUUAUGAAUGCAAGGCCGACAAUCAUAAAUCUCCAGUCGUAAACUGGUGGCAUCUUGAGC
This is a messenger RNA of Phymastichus coffea, 2291 nucleotides long. Its product is annotated as testis-expressed protein 10 homolog. Bases 265 to 2127 code for a protein of 620 amino acids. The transcript has 7 exons. Gene Ontology annotation, cellular component: MLL1 complex; nucleus. The record is from RefSeq and is a predicted model, not a curated record. Lineage: Eukaryota; Metazoa; Arthropoda; Insecta; Hymenoptera; Eulophidae.